Molecule: messenger RNA, 2089 nt
Organism: Thecamonas trahens ATCC 50062
Lineage: Eukaryota; Apusomonadida; Apusomonadidae
Product: hsp70-like protein
Exons: 2
Coding region: 28-1998 (656 amino acids)
Biological process (GO): cellular response to unfolded protein; protein refolding
Cellular component (GO): cytoplasm
Molecular function (GO): ATP binding; ATP-dependent protein folding chaperone; heat shock protein binding
Source: RefSeq, a predicted model, not a curated record
UCACCACCCCUCUUCAUCCACACAAACAUGGCUGCUAACGUUACCGGAGCUGCCGUCGGCAUUGACCUUGGCACCACGUACUCGUGCGUCGGUGUCUGGCGCAACGAGCGCGUCGAGAUCAUCGCCAACGACCAGGGUAACCGCACGACCCCGUCGUACGUCGCGUUCACCGACUCUGAGCGCCUCAUCGGUGACGCUGCCAAGCUGCAGACCGCGAUGAACCCGCGCAACACGGUGUUCGACGCCAAGCGCCUCAUCGGGCGCACGUUCUCGGACCCGAACGUGCAGUCGGACAUGGCGCACUGGCCGUUCAAGAUCAUCGACCAGGAGACCAAGCCGAUGAUCCAGGUCGAGUUCCAGGGCGAGACCAAGGUGUUCUCCCCGGAGCAGAUCUCGUCGAUGGUUCUGACCAAGAUGAAGGACAUCGCCAAGGCGUACCUCGGCGAGGAGGUCAACAACGCCGUCAUCACGGUGCCUGCGUACUUUAACGACUCGCAGCGCCAGGCGACCAAGGACGCCGGUACCAUUGCCGGGCUCAACGUCAUGCGCAUCAUCAACGAGCCGACUGCGGCCGCGAUCGCGUACGGCCUCGACCAGAAGGGAGAGGAGAAGAACGUGCUCAUCUUCGAUCUUGGUGGCGGUACCUUUGACGUUUCCGUCCUCACCAUCGAGGACGGCAUCUUUGAGGUCAAGUCGACUGCCGGUGACACCCACCUUGGCGGUGAGGACUUUGACAACCGCCUUGUGGACCACUUUGUGCGUGAGUUCAAGCGCAAGCACAAGAAGGACAUCACCGGCAACGUCCGUGCCAUGCGCCGUCUCCGCACGGCGUGCGAGCGCGCGAAGCGCACGCUCUCGUCGUCGACGCAGGCGUCGAUCGAGAUCGAUUCGCUCUUUGAGGGCAUCGACUUCUACACCUCGAUCACCCGUGCCCGCUUCGAGGAGCUCAACCAGGACCUCUUCCGCAAGUGCCUCGAGCCCGUCGAGCGCGCCAUCACCGACUCGAAGCUCUCCAAGUCGGAGAUCCACGAGAUCGUUCUUGUCGGUGGCUCGACCCGCAUCCCGCGCGUCCAGAAGCUCCUUUCGGACUUCUUCUCGGGCAAGGAGCCGUGCAAGUCGAUCAACCCGGAUGAGGCCGUUGCCUACGGUGCCGCCGUCCAGGCCGCCAUUCUCUCGGGCUCGACCGACUCGAAGGUGUCGGACCUGCUCCUCCUCGACGUCACGCCGCUCUCGCUCGGCCUCGAGACCGCCGGUGGCGUGAUGACCAAGCUCAUCCCGCGCAACACGACGAUCCCGACCAAGAAGACCCAGACGUUCUCGACGUACUCGGACAACCAGCCUGGUGUCCUCAUCCAGGUGUUCGAGGGCGAGCGCGCGCGGACCAAGGACAACAACCUGCUCGGCAAGUUCGAGCUGACCGGCAUCCCGCCGAUGCCGCGUGGCCAGCCGCAGAUCGAGGUCAUCUUUGACAUUGACGCCAACGGCAUCCUCAACGUGUCGGCCCAGGAGAAGUCGACCGGCAACAUCAACAAGAUCCAGAUCAAGAACGAGUCUGGCCGUCUCUCCAAGGAGGAGAUCGAGCGCAUGGUGUCCGAGGCCGAGAAGUUUGCGGCUGACGACGAGAAGGUCCGCCAGAAGGUCGAGGCCCGCAACGGCCUCGAGAACUACGCGUACUCGCUCCGCUCCACCCUCCGCGACGACAAGCUCUCCGUCCCUGAGGCCGACAAGACCACGCUCAACGCCAAGAUUGACGAGGUCAUCGCCUGGCUCGACGAGAACCAGGAGGCCGAGAAGGAGGAGUUCGAGCACCAGCAGAAGGAGCUCGAGGGCAUUGCCAACCCGAUCAUCCAGGCUGCCGCCCAGGCUGCCGGCGCUGCUGGCGGUGCCCCUGGCGGCAUGCCCGGUGGCAUGCCCGGCGGCAUGCCGACGGGCGCCGCCCCGGGCGCGCCCCCUGCCGCUGCUCCGGCCUCGGAGCCCACCAUCGAGGAGAUCGAUUAAGUUAUUGUAUCUUGCGGCGAGCCGCUUUCCUGCGCCUCGACCGCCCGCUGCUAUUUCCAAUCUGUCACCAACCCUGUGUGAAUGAAGACCC